Messenger RNA from Heterotrigona itama, 642 nucleotides. Lineage: Eukaryota; Metazoa; Arthropoda; Insecta; Hymenoptera; Apidae. The record is from the annotation of a GenBank genome assembly.
AAUAGAUCUGCUUUGGUCAGCCAACCGGUUAAAGUAAGUAAGAUCCCCUCAUUAGUAUAACACUAGCGUCAAGCUAGAGCUAUCGCGUCGCUGGUCGUUCCACUAUCACGUAGCGUUGGAAAAGAAAAACGAAACAGGUCGAGCGCUAAAAAUUGAUCGCACAUUUCCCAUUCUUCGGAUAUUUUUAAAUACGAUGCAUACCCUUUGCUUGUAACUUUACUGCGCGCGUCAUCACUUUUCACGCAGCCGAACGAUCCACGAUAUGGUUCUUCACAAUGAUUUUUCUUCGCGGAACAGGAAACGAAAGCGUCGGAUUGCUGCGAGGAGCGCGCAGAAGAAGAAGAUCUGGAUGGGCACGAAUUGUUGCCGUCCCCCGACAGCGGCAAAUCAACGGACAACGAAGCAGCUCUGUCACCGAUUAAAAUACGAUCCGAUGUAAAUGGACUGGACCACGAAGAAUGCGACGAGCUGAUUCACGUCGAGAACACCACGCAAGCUUGCAUCAUGCACACCCUUAGCAUUAUACCCUUGCCUUGUACGUUGCAGGACUCGUCCUUGGAGCUCAACUCUGACACGAACUCGAGGGGAAGUUCUGGCCCAGUCAUGGCGUUGACUAAUGGAUCCUUGUCCGCGAAGGAAUAA